GAAACGUGCUGGUGUAGUUGGCUUAGGUACCAUUUAACGCGAUGGCAUUGUGGGGCGUGGUUCUCUUGCUAAUUGCUACCUCCAUAUCAGUUGCUGUGGCCACAGUGACGCUCACAACCAGUGGACUCACAGCCACUGUGUCCAAUGGCGAUGUAACGGUUGUCUUCAACGCACAUGCUAGAGUGUCUUCUGUGAAGAUCGACGAUGUUAACAUUGUCUCCACGACGGAGAAUAGCUUCUAUUUGGACUGGAAUGAAAAUGGAGAAGUUAGUUUCAGUCCAAGUUCGUUAACGGUUGUAAAUGACACCGACUCGCUGGCGCACUUCUACUGGCUCCAGGAUGGCGCUUCUGAUCAGUUUGAAAUUGAGUUGCAUUACCUGAUGGUGGAGGGAAUCAGUGGAGUUUACUCGUGGGCCAAAUUCAUCAACAGCCAAAGCGCCAAUGUCUCUCUUGGGGAGGCCCGGACGGGCGUUUAUGGAAGCGGUUACGGAGCUUUUCUGAUCUCGCCUAGUCGCGAAUAUCAUGCCGGAGGCCCGCUCAAGCAGGACUUGCUGAUCCACCAGGACUCUUUGAUCACCAACUACUUUGUGAGCAGUCAUUUUGGCACCUCCGGAUUGACGGCCCCAUCUGGAUGGACUCACAUCUAUGGACCUUGGCUGCUUUAUUUCAACACUGGCACCAACAGCGCCAUCCUCAGCGAUGUAGCAACUCAAGCAGAGACGGAGAAAGACAGUUGGCCUUACAGUUUUGUGAAUGAUGACGACUAUCCAGUGGACAGAGGCACAGUUAAAGGAACCAUCACUGGCCAGCCCCUGGCUACGAUUAUGCUGUACGAUACGGAAGAAACAUCUUACGAUGAUCAGCAGCUGGGCUACGCAUUCACUACGGAGUCGGACUCUAGCGGGUCAUACACGCUAAAAAACGUCCGUCCUGGCAUCUACAACGUGGUCGCCUAUCCAGUGGCUGGACAAGGCAGUGAAAAUGAAGCCAAAACGACCGUUACUGUAGCAGCAGGUGAAACCGUGACAGUCAGUAGCCUGGACCUACCGGAACCCGACGACAUCAUCUGGAACAUUGGCGAAACCAACCGAAGGUCCAGCGAAUUCAAGUACAGUACGGAGCUGCGGAAUUAUCUUUACGAAACUUUGCCCCCAGAGACGCUUACCUUCACCAUUGGAACCAGCACUGAUGCUGACGAUUGGUAUUACGCUCAAUCCCAAGCAGGAAUCUGGACAAUCGAGUACGAUGAUGCUAAAGAUGGAAACACCAGGACUCUUCGGGUCGCUUUGGCUGCCGCCAGCCAAAGUCCUCACUUGAUUGUUAGUGUUAACAGCCACAAGGUUGGGGAUGUUUACUACGGUAACGAUCAAGCGGUCUACAGGAGCGCCAUGCAGAGCGGCACGUUCCAUUCGAAUGUCUUCACUGUCACCAACGCUCAGGUUGUUAACGGCACCAAUACGAUCACCUUGCAAGUGAGCAAAGGAAAAGUGAUGUACGACGCCAUCAGCUUCUAAAGAGGCUAAUUUUUGGCAAUACCAAAAAAAACGAAAUCUGUUACUGUCCAAUUAUAUUUUAUUUACACACAAACUUUUGCAAAAUUAUAAAUUAUAUUACACAUGUUGAUGAGUAGUUAUUCGCAUGCAUUCACUCUUGUAACGGAAGUUUGGAUAUGUAUGUACAAUAGAAUUACCCAAUUUACAAAGUA
Molecule: messenger RNA, 1705 nt
Organism: Dendroctonus ponderosae (mountain pine beetle)
Lineage: Eukaryota; Metazoa; Arthropoda; Insecta; Coleoptera; Curculionidae
Product: rhamnogalacturonate lyase
Biological process (GO): carbohydrate metabolic process
Molecular function (GO): carbohydrate binding; catalytic activity
Source: RefSeq, a predicted model, not a curated record